Molecule: messenger RNA, 5614 nt
Organism: Mesitornis unicolor (brown roatelo)
Lineage: Eukaryota; Metazoa; Chordata; Aves; Mesitornithiformes; Mesitornithidae
Gene: KNL1
Product: cancer susceptibility candidate 5
Exons: 8
Biological process (GO): protein localization to kinetochore; cell division; attachment of spindle microtubules to kinetochore
Cellular component (GO): nucleus
Source: RefSeq, a predicted model, not a curated record
CUGCAGAGUCUUCCAACGAGAUCUUAAGAAUAACACAGCAGAGAAUGAAAGUACAGAAAUGAAGAACCUGAAGCUGUUCCGUGUGAGAUCACUGUGGCGUGAUGCAGAUGCCAUUCAAAGAACAAGUAGGCAUGACACCACCCUUAUCUUUUCCGAUGAAAAUGAAAUGGAUAUGACAGCUAGUCACACUGCAGUGAUUACACGUAACCUGAAAAACAAUCAAGCUGACAAAACUGAGAAAAUAGAUAUCACAUCGUUUCUGCCUGGGUUAAACUCUAACAAUGAAAAGGGAGGAAUGAGCAAAGAAUUUCAUUUUUUCUCUGACCCUGCAAACCAGACGUGCCCAUCUUUUGAACAGAAGGAAGAUGCUACUACUGUAAAAAAAAUAGAUUUAAAAGAAUUUUUGAUAAGCUUGAAGUCAGCCCAAAAGGCACUGAAUCCUAUUGAGGGACCUGAAAAAGAGAAUGUGUUUUUUGUCCCUUCGCAAGUCUCAGAAGACAUGCCACAGUCACCGGUGAAGUCUGUAUAUUCCCAUGAACCACCGGACACCUGCAAUGUAUCAAAAGUCUUUAGAGAGCAAGAUGAUGGAAUGGACAUGACAAAAUGCCAGGCAUGUGAUGUUAAUGCUCUAUUUCCUGGUAUUUAUGAAGCUCCACCACAGCAAUUACUGUGUGCGGAUGUUACUGAGGCCUUCGUAGAUGAUGGAAUGGAUAUGACAGCUAGUCACACUGCAAAAGUGUCGUUUCCCUUCUCCAGUGUUGGGAAUCAAAGUCUAAACUUCAAAAUGGAUUUCUCAUCCGCAGAGGUAGAUAAUCCUGUAUUAAAGAGAGCAUCUAAUCAGCACUUAAUUGAUCAGCAGGACCCUCAACUUUGUACAGUCAAAAAAAUAGUAAAUGUUGAAGACAGACGAGAUCUGACAGUGGUGCAAGCUGUUAAACAAGAGGCCAGCACAAUGUCUACUAUCCCAGGAUGCAUUUCUUCUGAGACUGUCUUCCGAGGUGAUAAAACUGUUGUUUUUGCCAAAUGUGAUAACAUGGAAAUUACUGGGAAUUAUACAGCUGUAGUCUAUAAUGACAGUACCAAAGAAAUGAACAGUUCACAGCAUAAAACUUUUGAAAAGCCAGUUAAUACAAACCCUUCGGUAGCAGAAAACAGACAUCUGGCACAUGGUGAUAGGGACAUUACAAAGAGUCUAACACCUUCAGGUAACCGAGCUUCUGUGUCACAUAAAAAUAGUGCACUCGAACCAUCUUCAGGCUCAUAUGAUCAAAUCGAAAAGCUGACCCAAGAUCACAGAACUGCUUCAGUGAAUGUCGGUUUGGAUUCAUGUACAAAUUUGGUGUCUACUGAUGUAUCAAAGAGCAGACUUCAGCAGAGACUUGCAAACUCUCAGCAUGUUUCUUUGCCAGGUGAGAAGACAGUAAUAAUCUCAGGAGGAGAUAUGGACUUGACCUGUGUUGUCCAGGGUGAUGGGAAGAAUGUUAAAUGCCACGCUGUUGCCAUUGAUGAUCAAAGCAAUGGGAUCACUGCAGAAGCAAAACAAGCACAUUGUAAAACAAUUCCUAGAAAGAACCAGAACAAAAAUGUCAGUGAAGGUGCAAAUUCUUUAGAAAUGGACAAGGAAAAUCUUGAUAUGACCGGUAACAAUGGGAAUACUAAAAGAAGCCAGGCUGUAGAAAUGAAUACUAAACAUCUUGGGAUGAUAAUGGUUGAUAGGAAGCUUGGAAAAACAAACUUUCAGGCUAGUGGUCCAAGUCCUUGUGCAAAGAGUGUGUGUUCCUUACAAGAGCAAAAGAAACAAGUCCCUGAGAGUAUUGCCACUGACACCUGUGCAUUCGUGUUUUUACAAAGUCAAGAAGUUGUUGUGUCUCAGCCUUUGGAAAAAAAGGCUACAGUUUCCUGUACAAGUGACAAAACAGGCAGGUUUUCAGAUGAUGAAAACAUGGACAUAACCAAAACUCUUCCUGCUGCCUUUGAUGCUCCUCCUAUUAAUACAGUACAAGAAUACGAGAAUAAUCAUAAUCAAAAUUGUGUAAUAUCCAAGCAGCAGCAAACCCAGACCUUUCAGUUUUCUGGUAGUUCUUGUGUAGAUACCACAAGUCAGACUGCAACAGCAGAACGGGGGGAUUUGAAAAUGAACACAAAUAAGCAAACUGUUACUCCCUUGGCUCCAAAUGGUUCAUUUAUUUCCAGUAAUGAGUCUGUUCCCUCUGGAAUGAAAGGAAAUGAACAACUUGGAAUAAAAACAGAUUGCCAGAACUCAGACAGGCUGGAGAAAACCCUUACUCUGAAGGUAGUAAACAAAGCAUUGUCAACUGGAGAAGAUUCUGAGAGAGAAUUUUCAAUCGGUAAAACAGUUUCUUCAGAAGAGGACUUUCAAAAUCCUCGAUCAGGUCAUGGCCUGCACUUGAGGGCUGCUGAAGUGCCGUUUCUAGCCAGUAUUCCUGAACCACCUAAGGCAAGUUCCCAAUUGCCUUCACUUUUAGAAAAAUCAGUUGUGAUUCCCUCUGGUGAAAACAUGGACUUGACUGGAAACUAUGCAGUAAUGGUUCCUGAUCACAAUAUCAAUGCUGGUUUAUCAGAAAGAAAAGCAGUACCUGGAUACCUUGUUGCAGAUGAAAAUAAAAUAAUGUCCUUAAAAAAAGGGGUCACAGUGACAAUAAAUAGUCAGGAGCAGCCUACGUAUGAUGUGUACUCCUUGGUAUCUGGCAAUAAGAUGUCAACCAUGACUGGUUUAAAACAUUUGACUUUUGCAGAUGAAAAAACUACCAUAUUUUCAGAAGAUGCUGAUAUGGACAUCACCAAAAGUCAUACAGUUUCAGCAGACAAAAUAAUUUUGUGGAGUAAAAGUUCAAGCAAUGACAUACCCUUAAUUUCUGGGGAUAAAACUUGUGUUUUUACCUACGAUGACCCAAUGGAAAUAAGUAGACUUGAUAUGGCUGUCAUUGAUAAAUCUAUGGAAAAGGCUGUAUCUCAAGGGAUGCUUAACACAGCUAGAAGGACUGGAAGGAAAAGCUUGAGGGGAACAGCAGGGGAAAGGACUGUUUUAUUUUCACUGAGUGAUGAGAAUAAUGAUAUGGAGAUCACAAAGAGCCAUACAGCUGCAAUAGGCCAUGAAAUUGUCUUGCAAAAGGAGGUAUGGCCUCAUUCUCUCUCUUCAGCUCAUCCUGUUAAAACUGUUAUGUUCACAGAUAGUCAGGCUGACGACAUUACCAACUCUUGCUCUGCUGAUAAAAUGACCAUAAAAGUUGUACAUGAUGAUAAGCCGAACUUGGUUGGGCAGCAGGUUAGACAGCAAGCACUUUCAAAUAGCGAAGCUACGACGUUUGCUGUGGAGGAUAUGGAAAUCACUAAAACCCGUAAUGUAGCUUUGGAAAAUUCUCUGCGAGGUAGGCAACCCAAUCAGCCUGUGCCUUUUAAUGCCACAAUUAUAUUCACAAGUUACCAGGCUGACAUGGAAAUGACCAAGUCUCGUUCUGUUGAUGAACAUAUUGGAAGUGUCUUACAUGAGGAUAGAUUAAACCUGGUGAAACAGGUUGGAGAGGAGGCUGCUUCACAUAGCAAAACCAUCGUUUUUACUGUGGCUGAGGAUAUGGAGAUCACCAAAGCUCAAACAGCUAUAUUAAGUAGUAUAACUGAUGUACAGGAUGGAGAGUCCAUUCGAGCCGUUUCAGCAGUUCCUGCUGAUAAAAUCGUGUUUACCCACAACCAUAGUGAUAUGGAAAUAACUGCAUCUCAUACGAUUGCUGUUGAUAACAAUAUUGAUGGAUUUGAGAACCAAGAAGCAUCACAUAAAAGCACUCAGCAAUCAGACUUGCACAGGGCAUUGUUGUCUUCUUGCAGUGAUGAAAUGGAUUCCCCGCAUACGAAAGAACUGAACGACGAGUAUCAUGCAAAAUCUAAGGAUAAGCCCAGCAUUCCCUCUUCUGCUUCUUCAGUCUCAGCAUUUCCCAGUGUAAAAGGAGCUACCAAAGUCCCCAGUGGCAGGACACCAUACUCUGUUUGUUCUGUCUUGCUUCCAGAAGAGGUUAUGGAUGUGCAGGCACCACAGGAGCUUAACCUUCCCACAGAUAUUUCUGUCCCAGCAAACAGUGAGCAGGAUCUCAUACCACCAGAAAACCUGAAAUCAAGGAGAGUAUCUUUAAAGCUUCCAAGUCCCAUGGAUUGCAGUGAAGAAAGUGGUGAUUUGGUAUCCCAUGUUUCAUUGCCCAUCAAGCAAGCAGAUUCUUUGAAGGGUUCUCCAGAUGCCUGUAGUACUCAGAGAAACCAAGUAUCGAAAGAUGAUUCGUCUAGACAUGAAGAUUUAGCUACAGAUUUAGGCUUGGCUGGAGUAAGCCUUGUUCCACUUCCUAACAAAGAAUCAAAGAAAAAUGAGGGGCUGUCAGCUGAAGGGGAGACACCUCCGAAAGACUUUCAAAUUAACUCCGAACAAACUGAGCAACUUUUGGUCAGUGACAGUCCAAGAGAUCAAAUAGAUGCCCCUCUUGCACCUGCAUUAUCAGGUAUUUUAAAUGUUCGUUCAAAACUGGAAAAUAUUAGAAGGAAAUCUGCAGUCCCCUCUGUUUCUGAAACUGCUUUUUCUGACCAGUUGCCCAAAUCAUCAGCUCAGUCAGAGGAUACCUUGAGGUUAGGAAAAAAUGAACCAAAUAAUUCAUUUCAUACCGAAGAGCAGGAGAACACUUGUCUUGAAUCUGGAGCUGCUCCCAUAGAUGCAAAUUUAGGCAUGCCACUUAAGGAUAAAUUUCAAGGAACAAACGUCCCUCUAGGUAUCUUCCUGCCUAAAUUACCAAACAGAAGAAAUCCUUCUGUUUCCAGUGUACAAGACACAAAUGCAAAACCUUCGGACAAAGGAGAAGCACCAGUGUCAGCCGUAAGUGUGAACACUGCUGAAACCCAAGGUAGGCAGAACUUCAGCCCUUCUCAGUUUAUAGCAGAAGAAUUUCUUCCUGUCUGCCUACAAGAAAUGGAUUCAAAUGAAUCUGUAAGCUCUGAACUUGUGGAAAGUGCUUGCAAUGACAUAAGCAAAAACCAAACCUCCCACCAUGAAAAGAAUCAAUUUGAAGAGACAAAGACUUGCAACAACACAAGAAGAGCUUUGGAACAAGAUGAGGAGGGUCUUCCAAGCCUAAAGAAGCUCAAGAGGGAUGAAAACCUGGAUGGUGAGGCCUCCCAAGACUUGCAGUUUACUUUUGGUGCUGCAUCUCAAAACCAAGUAGAAGCUCAUGAAGGUGAAGAUCCUCCAAUUCUAUCAGCUAAAAACCCUGACUGUACUCAUGCCAGCACCAGUAGCUCCCUGGAUUCUGUGAAGCCUGACACCGAAUUAACAAUUCAGCGAAGCAGCCAGAUGGAGUCUCAGCUUCUCGGAGACAGCAUUUGUGAAGAGAACUUACGGGAGAAAUUUCAGAACGGUGUUAUCACAGUUGGGGAGUUUUUUACCCUUCUUCAAGUCCAUGUUCCGCUUCAGAAGCCCCGGCAUAGCCAUCUUCCAGCUAGUUGUGCAGUCAGUGCACCACCUACUCCAGAAGACCUCAUCUACAGCCAAUAUGUUUAUCGCCCCAAGCUGCGUAUUUAUGAAGAAGAUUGCCAAGCCCUUUCUCAGAAGAUAGAUGAGUAA